This is a messenger RNA of Symbiodinium natans, 831 nucleotides long. The record is from the annotation of a GenBank genome assembly. NCBI's taxonomy places the organism in Eukaryota, Dinophyceae, Suessiales, Symbiodiniaceae.
AUGCAGGCAGACGACGCUGGAAAGCCGGCGCACUUAGACCUGGUGGUUUCGCACUGUGAUAGGCCGCUGAAUUGGAUCAGCUUUUUCGUAACAAGGCCCAUGUCCAGCGUUACCGUGUACAGCAAAUGCAACCAGACUGUUGAGGGCGCGCCGGCGCAAGCUCGAAUUAUUCGCAUGGAUAACAUCGGUCGUUGCGACCACACGUAUGCACAUUGGCUAGUUCAGCAAGGGAAUCGCAUCCCACCGGACAGACAAGCAAAUGAUCUUAUUCUUUUUGUCAAAGACAACGACAUGUCCGAUCGUCACAUUGGAGAUGAGGCUGUUGCUUUCGAAGAGAUGGUCCAUGUGGCGACGGGAUCGGCCAGGUUUGCUUGCGGACGUUGGUGGCCAAAGCACAGCCUGUACCACGUAAGAGAGGCCCUGGGUCAGUUCAGACACGGGAAUCUGGUUUACAAGAUUUGGCAAAGCAAGGACAAGGAACGGGACCAGCAGGCAUUCACAUCGAACUUCUCUUCCUUGGCAGAGUGGACGAAUGCCAUGGGGUUCAGGAGCAUCUGGGAGAACCACACCUUGGUACCCGUCUGUUACGGAGGCCUCUUCCUGACGACCUACUCGCAGAUUCUGCGGCCGCACUUAGACACCUGGAAGCACCUCGAGUCAUCACUCUCACGCGGAGACAAUAUUGAGGAGGGUCACUUUGCUGAAAGGUCCUGGGCAGCCUUGCUAUCUGAGCCCCUGGAAGUACGGAAGCAAGUGAAGAUUCUAAGCCAAGUCCAGCUGGUAUGGGCCUACCCAAUGAAUGGCAUGCUCAGGCUUCACCCGCCUAGCUGA